AUGACUGAAACAGGAGAGAGAGCGUUACUGACGAUAGCAACUCACUUGAGCGCAAUUUUAGAUGUAUCGCAAUCGUACUGCAAAUCCAAGCAGAUCUGUCCGCAGAUAUCGUUUUGUUUCGAGAAUGACGCAAUGCGAUACCAGCGAUCCUCACCCGAAUGCUUCACAAUAUCACGUUUCCGAAUCGACACUCGUCCGAUCGGUCGUGGAAUCGGUCGCGCAUUCUUCUCGAAGAUUGUGAAGUGCAAUUGUGAGAAGUUACACGAUAUCUCGUGCACAAAAUCAUCACCAAUAGAGCAGCUGAAAUGA
Messenger RNA from Anisakis simplex (herring worm), 309 nucleotides. Lineage: Eukaryota; Metazoa; Nematoda; Chromadorea; Rhabditida; Anisakidae. The record is from the annotation of a GenBank genome assembly.